AUGGCGCCAAAAGAUGCUGCUGUGUCCUCUUAUGUGGACAAUUUGUUGACAAGGGUAGUCACGGGAAGACGACCUGCUGAAGAUGCUGCGCGUCAAUAUGUUAACAGACUUGUCGCGAAGGCACUGACUCAGAAGACCAUCGAAGGUUCAGCGCGGGAGGUCGCUGCUGCUUGCGCACACGAAGCCGUGAAGGGCUACGUGAUGAAGGCCAAGGCUUUGGCCAAGGCGGAGGCGGAGAAGGCGGAGAAGGCGGAGAAGAAGAUCGAGACACAAGAUUCAGGAGUCGAAGAGAAGGCCUUGGCUGCUGGAUGUGCCCGUGUGGCAGUGGCCCGCUGGGUGCAGGCUGCAGAGAAGGCCAAAGAAGCAAGCAAAGAGGCAAGUACAAACCAAGGAGCUGAGCGAGAAGCUGCAGCUGCGGCAAAGAUUGCGGUUGGACAGUGGAUUUCGAAGGCUACCGAGACCGCUUCCAAAGAAGGAGAGCGCAAAGUGGCUAAUGCUUGUGCUCGUGUGGCUGUUGCUCGCUUCCUGGAGAAGGCGAAGCAGUCCAUCCAUGCAGAAGGCCAGAAGGAGCAAAAUUUCCCGGAAGCGGUGAAACGCAAUGAGAGCAAGGCUUUUGAACGAGCUGUGGAGCAAGGUGAUCCACGCCAAGUUGCUGCAAUGUGUGCUCGUCAUGCUGUGAAGCUCUAUCUGGACCAGGCCAAAGAGACAAUUCGGCGGCAAGGCACUGAAGUGUCUGCUUGCUCUGCGGUUGAGCAGGUGCACUCUACAGUUGUCAAAGCCGCCAGCAAAAUUGCUGCUGCAACUCAGCCCACGAUCAAGAACUUGGAAGGCAUGAUCUUGGAAGAAGAAGCAGAUCCUGCCGUCUCCCCGAGUGGGAAGAGCCCGAUGAAGCCCUCCGGAACUGCUCCAAAGAAAAAACGCCCGAUGCCGAAGGAGUCGAAGGUAUCCCCGUCAGCAACUGCGUGGGAUUCCUGGACUGCACCGCCUUCGCCGGAACAAUUUGAAGCGGAUGUUCAAGCAGCUGCAAAACGAAGCAAACAUUUGCCCGUCCGUAUCCAGACGAAUCCAGAAGAGGAGCGUAAGCGGGAUGUUGAGCUCUUGCAGAAGAGGCACCAAGAGAACCUCCAGCGUGUGCGGCAAACGCAAGAAGACUUGCGAUCUGAGCACAACCGCAGCUUCUUGCAUAGCUUGGUUGUGAGCAAGGAAUUGCCAGGAUCCAAUCUCAGCCGUCCACAAUUGCCUCCGAAGCCAAAGCCUGCAAAAGGCCGAGCAUCCUCGCGUCGUGGCUAUGGAAAGAAGCGAAAUGAGUCACGACGAAGCAGCUCUGAACGUCCUCGCAAGGCUGAGAAGGAUGGCACCUUGGAAUUUGACACUUCGAACACUCUCGCUGAAAUUGAGGCGGACAUGCCACGACCGGAUUUGGAUGACCCUGUCUUGCGUGCUUACUUGGCCGUCUACAAAUCGACAGUUUGCAAGCGCGGCGAUGAUUUUGACGCAUGCACUCGAGGAGCUGGAUCUACAUGUGAGGGGAUGCCUGGGGAAGUGUGUGAUGCAAAGAGGCGAUCGAAGAGUGCCACCAACAGGCACUCCAUCUCCGAGAAAGACACAAGUUGGCUGCAGCCUGGGCUUUUGUCAUGGCAGGACAAGGCGAAAGCUUGGUUCUGGCCACACAAGGGCGCUGUGCCCCCAAUGGAGACAGCUGUGCUGGCGCUGCUGAAUGGCAACCCACCUCCAAUUGAGGUUACUGCUAAGGCUGCUGCGGCCGCUCGCCGGUACUUCGCUGCGCAUCCCGACCCAGUGCUUGGAUGGCUUGCAAUUUCAAACAAGAAAGAGAAAGGGCAGUAA
This is a messenger RNA of Cladocopium goreaui, 1845 nucleotides long. NCBI's taxonomy places the organism in Eukaryota, Dinophyceae, Suessiales, Symbiodiniaceae. The record is from the annotation of a GenBank genome assembly.